CCCUGAAAACGAAACGAACCGCAGUGAAGUGAACGAGUUUAGCAAGUUGUUGAGUUGGUUGACAUAUUGCGAUGUAGUGAUUGAUUUUCUCACAAAAAAAAAAAAAAAAACAUCCUUUUUUUCUCACACACAAAUCAAAUCAAGUUCAAUCUACAAUAUUUUUGCCAAUCAAAUAAAAAUAAUACACAAAAAAAAAAAGAGUUUUUGUCAGUUUUUCCACACAACCAAAAAAAAGAAGUGCUCCAUCAAACACACCAUAAGUGCCCCUCCGAGUGAGAGAGUGUGAGAAGAGUGAGAGAGCUUCUCUGCUGCGCUGCGGCUUGAUACAGAACAGGAAUAAUAUACAAAACAGUGUUGUCACUUUGAUAAGAUUUGUUGCCUUGGGAAAAUUUAAUACCAAAAUUCAACAAGGCUAAAGUGACAGCGCCGCACCAACCAACAAGGAAUGUAUCUACCAACACAAAUUUUCGCUACACCUUGAAAAUCCCCCAAAGAGAGAGAAAAUACACCCUCUUGCUACACGCAUAACAAGAAUACAAAAAAAAAAAAACAACAACAACUCAAUUUAUUAAAGGUGCGUGUUUUUAAGAGAGUCAAAAAGUCUCUUGCAAGAAGGAUUCAAUAAAACCCAACAACAAAAAUAAAAGGAAAGGCAAAAAGUCAAAUAACCACUAAAAACGGCAACGAGAGAAAAAACACUCACAGAAAAUAAUUUUAUGGCAGAAUAAAACACACAAGAGAGAAAAACAAAAUCCUUCAGCAAAAAAAGAUAUUUUCGUACCAAGUCAAAUUAUCCAUACAACAAUUUUUGUUGGUCUUGUUGUUGUUGUUAAUAUAAUAUUUUUUUUUGUCAUCGUCUUCAUCGUUGUCUCAUCAGUUUCCGGCUUUCAUCGUUUCGAUUCUUACCUUAAAGCACACCACACAACGACUUGGACUCAACGGUGUGGGAAUUAAUUAAAUGCAUUGAAGAGGAAAACGCACAGAGAAAAAAAAGAGACGAUUGAAAAAAUCAAAAGGUGCCAUCAACUCAGCACUCAAGCAUACCAAACCACACUCUCUACACUACCCCACACCACCCCUUUCUUCCCUCUUUUUGGUGUGUGUGUGUUGUUAUUUUUUUUUUGUAUUCGUUUUCGUCUCUGAGUAGAUAUACCUACAACAAAAUAAUCGAAGCAAAGAAGAAAGUGAAACGAGAGACGCGCCCCACACGAGAUAUCCAGGACCUGUUGGUGCUCCAUUGCUGAAAUUCUAUCGUGUGCUUUGAGUAUAAUAUCGUGGUUGUCAUCAUCUCUAUUCUUUACAUCUCUCCUUAAUUCUCAUCAUCAUCGCUGCUUUAGCCCCAGCGAGCGCCACCAAAUAUCCACAUCCCCCCUUAAAAUAAUAAAUAUAAUUUGCAAGGGCACACUAGUCUUAAAAAACUAUCAUGGCAGAAGCAUGUGUGACAUCAGCAUCGGCGGCGACGGCAAACAACACGAACAAUAACGGUGUUGCUGCUUCAUCAAAUCCCAAUGCCGAAGUGAUUAGAGGUCAAAUCUUUGAAGUCGGUCCUCGAUACAAGGAUUUGGCGUACAUAGGUGAAGGUGCUUAUGGAAUGGUCGUAUCUGCUUUGGACACUUUAACAAACACCAAGGUGGCAAUUAAGAAAAUCUCCCCAUUUGAACAUCAGACCUAUUGUCAAAGGACACUGCGAGAGAUAAAGAUUUUAACGCGCUUUAGGCAUGAGAAUAUAAUCGAUAUAAGAGACAUCCUGCGGGUAGAUAGCAUAGAACAAAUGAAAGAUGUAUAUAUUGUACAGUGUUUAAUGGAGACUGAUCUAUAUAAACUACUCAAAACUCAGAGGCUAAGUAAUGAUCACAUAUGUUAUUUUCUCUAUCAAAUUCUUCGUGGCUUAAAAUAUAUCCAUUCGGCAAAUGUCUUACAUCGGGAUUUGAAACCCAGCAACUUACUGCUAAACACAACGUGCGAUCUUAAGAUUUGUGAUUUUGGUUUGGCGCGUGUAGCUGAUCCUGAACACGAUCAUACAGGAUUUUUAACGGAGUACGUUGCCACGCGAUGGUACAGAGCACCAGAAAUUAUGUUGAACUCAAAAGGUUACACAAAAUCAAUUGAUAUGUGGUCAGUUGGUUGUAUAUUGGCCGAAAUGUUGAGUAACCGGCCAAUUUUCCCUGGAAAACACUACCUAGAUCAAUUAAAUCAUAUUCUUGGUGUUCUAGGAUCACCAUCACAAGAGGAUUUGGAAUGUAUUAUCAACGAUAAGGCUCGUAAUUAUUUGGAAUCUUUGCCGUUUAAGCCAAAAGUUCCCUGGGUACGGUUAUUCCAUAGCGCUGACCAGUUAGCAUUAGAUCUCUUAGGAAAAAUGCUGACUUUUAAUCCCCACAAUAGAAUAACAGUAGAAGAAGCGCUAGCACAUCCUUACUUGGAACAAUACUAUGAUCCUGGUGAUGAGCCUGUUGCCGAUGAACCAUUCCGCAUCGGCAUGGAACUCGAUGAUCUUCCACGUGAAACACUAAAAACCCUCAUUUUCGAAGAGACCCUUAAAUUUAAAGAAACACUUCCCGAUCAAGCCGUGUAGACACAUCAAUAAAAUUUCAAUCGCUAUUUCUUAAAUUCCAAAAAAAAAAAACAACUCUUUUUUUUUUAUUUCUUUCUUUUAUUUUUUCUCUUCAAACACAAAAAAUUCUUUUAAAAAACAAAAAUGUAUUUAAAUAAUAAAUACUGCUAUCGUUUAUUGCGUACAACAACACAACUUAAGUCGAUUAAAGUAUUCCCAAUCAAAAAAAGUGUAUUUUGUAUUCAUUUAAAAAAAAACUCUUGCUUAAUAAACAAAAACAAAAAAAAAUACAUAUAACAUUUAUG
Messenger RNA from Episyrphus balteatus (marmalade hoverfly), 2856 nucleotides. It is a transcript of the gene rl, whose product is annotated as mitogen-activated protein kinase ERK-A. Gene Ontology annotation, biological process: intracellular signal transduction; protein phosphorylation. The coding region runs from base 1424 to 2572 and encodes 382 amino acids. The transcript is spliced from 10 exons. Gene Ontology annotation, molecular function: MAP kinase activity; ATP binding. The record is from RefSeq and is a predicted model, not a curated record. Gene Ontology annotation, cellular component: cytoplasm; nucleus. Lineage: Eukaryota; Metazoa; Arthropoda; Insecta; Diptera; Syrphidae.